This is a messenger RNA of Hippoglossus stenolepis (Pacific halibut), 5953 nucleotides long. It is a transcript of the gene snx33, whose product is annotated as sorting nexin 33. Gene Ontology annotation, molecular function: protein binding; phosphatidylinositol binding. Gene Ontology annotation, biological process: mitotic cell cycle; protein transport; endosomal transport. The coding region runs from base 892 to 2577 and encodes 561 amino acids. Gene Ontology annotation, cellular component: plasma membrane; cytoplasmic vesicle. The transcript has 2 exons. The record is from RefSeq and is a predicted model, not a curated record. NCBI's taxonomy places the organism in Eukaryota, Metazoa, Chordata, Actinopteri, Pleuronectiformes, Pleuronectidae.
UGGGAAAAAAAAGCGAACUUGCUUUCUUCAGUUGUUUGAGCCUCACGUCAUGGAAAGAGUUACUUUGUUGCGGCGCUGAGGAAUAAACCCAGAAAAACAUCCCCGCGUGUGGAUCGUCUGUGGGACCUGAUCGCUGCGGAUUGCUGCUUUUGGAGUGAAAUGAUCGAGGAUCGCCCGAAGAUGCGCAGGAACCUGUUUACAAGGAAAACGCAGCGAGUUUGAGAGAAUGUGGAGCUCAGGGAUGCCAUUACUCAUCCCUGCGGUUCCCCUCACGCCAGGCCACUUUGUCCUGGAGAUAUUUUCACCGCGGAUCCUUUCUAGGCUCCGCUAACGAGCAGCAAGUGUCCGGGGAAUCGGGGAACGACGUGACGCUGGUGUCCACUUUGUGAGGAUUAAAACCACCGGCGGUGCUUCACCGAGGAGAUCGUUGGAGAAACCAGCUUUGUUUCUGAACCUGUUGAGUUCCUGAUGCGAGAUGAGGCAGCGAGUCUCCCUGUUAUGAGGGAGUCAGUGUGUUGUAGAGCCUCUGCAGCCUGAACUUACUGUUGGAUAUUUAAACACAAUAGAUUCUAGGACAAUAGAGCGACAGCCUCGAUGGGCUGAGGAUGCUAGUGGUCACAGUGGGUAUAUUUCAGACUGUUGUUAGUUCUACAUAACUCUUUACUUCUGCUGUGUUUCUAAAGUUUCACAUCAUUAAAUUUACAUAAAGGUCAUAGUGCCGCUGCACACCUGAUCCAGCAGCUGCCAUGUAAUUUGAGACUAGUUUCAAUAUUACAGUGAGCUUGUGUCAGAAGUUUCCAACACAGCAUGCAUCCACACAAGAGCAUCAGUAUAAUCUAGGCACUAUGUGCGUGUAGAAUUUUGUGGUUUGGGACCAACUUGAGUAUCAAGAUGUCAGUGAAAGCCAAAGCCAUCUACACCUUCCAAAGUGAAAACAAAGAGGAGAUCAGCAUCCAGGAGAGCGAGGAACUGGUCAUCUUCGAUGAGAACUCAGUGGACGGCUGGUUCAAGGGGGAGAACAGCCGAGGGGAGAGGGGUCUCUUCCCAGCGUCUUACGUGGAAGUCAUUCGCACUCGCUCAAACUCCAAUGUGACUGACUGCUCCAUCAGCCCAGCAGGCUCUCUGGGAAAGGACUCCUCCUAUUUCCACUCGAGUCCCAUCACCCCUCCUCAUUUGCAGCAGCCGUAUGAUGACGACGAAGAUGACGACUGGGACGACUGGGAUGACAGGUCCACAGUGGUGGAGGAUGCAGACUACUCAAGGAGCCCUGGGGCCAAUGGACAUGCCCAUCAAAGCCCACUGUCCAACAACCCCAAUGUACACUACCGGCCCAAACCACACAUGGAGCGACAGGACAGCAUCUCCAGCUCCAGGAAAGGCAGUAUGGUGGGCAGGAACCUGAAUCGAUUUUCCAGCUUUGUCCGCUCAGGGGUGGAAGCGUUUGUUCUGGGUGAUGUACCCAUGAUGGCAAAGAUAGCUGAGUCAUACACCAUCGACAUGGGUCCUUUGGGACCCCUGUGGAAGGCAAACCCACAGCCUUUCGCCUGCUCAAUUGAAGACCCCACAAAACAGACAAAGUUCAAGGGCAUCAAGACCUACAUUUCUUACCGGGUCACGCCGAGCCACACAGGGCGCCCCGUCUACAGACGUUACAAACACUUUGACUGGCUGUACAACCGCUUACUGCACAAGUUCACUGUGAUCUCUGUGCCUCACCUGCCUGAGAAGCAGGCCACGGGGCGAUUUGAGGAAGACUUCAUCGAGAAGCGCAAGAGACGACUGGUACUGUGGAUGAACCACAUGACCAGUCACCCGGUCCUCUCUCAGUAUGAAGGCUUGGAGCACUUUCUAAUGUGCGCUGACGACAAACAGUGGAAACUUGGAAAGAGACGGGCGGAGAAGGACGAGAUGGUGGGCGCCCAUUUCAUGCUGACCCUCCAGAUCCCCAACGAGCACCAGGACCUUCAGGAUGUAGAGGAGCGGGUCGACACCUUCAAGUCCUUCGCUAAAAAAAUGGACGACAGUGUGAUGCAGCUCACGCAUGUUGCCUCGGAGCUGGUGCGUAAACACCUUGGUGGGUUCAGGAAGGAGUUCCAGCGGCUGGGAAAUGCCUUCCAGUCCAUCAGCCAGGCUUUCAUGCUGGACCCUCCCCACAGCUCAGACUCCCUCAACAACGCCAUCUCCCAUACAGGCCGCACCUACGAGAACAUUGGAGAGUUGUUUGCAGAGCAACCUAAGUAUGACCUCUUCCAAAUGCUGGACAAGCUGUCGCUCUACCAAGGCCUGCUUGCCAACUUCCCUGACAUUAUUCAUCUACAGAAAGGUGCCUUUGCCAAGGUGAAAGAGAGCCAGCGGAUGACCGACGAAGGGAAGAUGGACCAGGACGAGGCCGACGGCAUUAGGAAACGCUGCCGGACGGUCGGGUUUGCCCUCCAGGCAGAGAUGAGCCACUUCCAUCAGCAGCGAGAGGUGGACUUCAAAGACAUGAUGCAGGCCUACCUCAGGGAGCAGAUAGCCUUUUACCAGCGUGUUGUCCAGCAACUGGAGCGCACCCUGCGCAUGUACGACUCUCUGUAAAGACACCGAAAUUCUGCCCAGCACAAGAUGCCAAAAAACACAGAAAAUAACAAAAGGAAAAUCUCUAUUGAGGCGUUUUGUGUUUUGUUCUGUAUUUGGCCCAAUUUGAAAAGAGAUGAAUGAAGCAGUAGUUACUGGACGACACACAGAGACCCAGUCACUCUUUCACCUUCAUGGAUUCAAAGUCAUAUUUUUUGCAAAGACCUACUGUACCUUUUUGUUCUGACAUCACAUAGGCAGUGUAACAGCAUAUUUUUCAUUUAGACAUAAUUUAGGUUGUUUGUAACAUUAAGAUAAGAAUAUAGGUUUCAAAUUCAUAGUGGAUCAGUGCUUUAUUGUUCAUAGUGUAACACAUGAAAGCCAUGAAACGGGUUUUAUUUUGAAAUUGUCCCCCAUCUCUCCAACAUCGUGCACUUUGGCUUCUCCAGGGACAGAUUCAAGUUGCUUCGAUUAUUUUAAAACGAAAUUUAUAAACAUUCCAAAUGUUGUUUUUUUUUAUUCAGCUUUUUAGUAUUUUAUCAUGUCACUUUAGUGAAGAGAAAAGAGAAGACAAGAAAAUAGUAUUUGUACGAUAUAGUGUAGGGGAAUUUAACCAUCGCCUCCUCUGGUUCUUGUUAAGGGCUCAACUUGCUCAGGUGUUCACUGCUUUGUUUCCUUUACGUUACUCCUGUAAUCUCCUAAUACAGAGGCCGGUGUAAACCUCACAACAUGUUAAUGACUCCAUGUCAAUAAGUUUCAUUUCCUUACUUUUCUUCAUAAAGUAAGUGCCUUUAAAGAUGCAACACAUUCCUAUGGAUUCUUUUUGAAAUGGACCAUUUGUCUUGUGAUUGGCCUGUGUGUUUUUUGGGAGUGAGUUGUUGGAAUGAUUUGUGUUUAGGCACAAGUUUGCACAUGUUUCUAUGUACUGGUGGGUCAUUGUGUGUGUUUGUGUGUGUGUGUGUGUGUAUGUGUAUGUUUAUGUGUAGGCGAGUGAAUGAAAUGAGUCAACAACUGUGCUGAUCGAUUCCAUUUGCCAUGGUGAAAAACAAUUCUUUAUUCUAUGUAGGAGCGGAUUUAUUCAGCCGUCAAACAUGAAAAAUUGUGUUGACUUGAAUGCGUGACUGAGGCAGAAUAUCAAUUUGGCAUUUUUGUGUUUGUAGUAGAUCAUUUACUUGACAUACGGUAAAAACAAGUGCUUCUUGUUACCGGAUCAUUGUGUUUCAUGUAUUUGGGUAAAAUAAAAACAGUUGGUUCAUUGUCUAGAACUUUAAAACCAUGUCUAAGUCAAGAUAAUGUAGCCAUAAUAUCAUAUAAAAUAUGUAACAUUUGUCAUUUUUUUUAUUUUAUGCAGAGUUAGUGAGAAGAUUGAAACUCCCCUCAUGUCUGUUUUUUAACAUAUGAAGUUACAGCCAUAUAGUGUAGUAAGUAUUAUCACUUUACUCUGCUCAAACAUAACACCAUCCCCUCUGACGCCGGGUAUACACUGUAUGAUUUGAGCUUUGGAUUUCUGAGACGCAUGACUCAUUUUAGAGUUUGAGCAAUUUUCAGCUUCGUCUCGCAUCGUUUGUUGUGCAGUGUACAGGGGGUGCGAGGAGCGAUCAGUUCCUUGGUCGGCCAUCGUUGCACAGUUGAGGAGAAUCACGAGUCGAUUCCCCCAAAGUCCGCACCUUUUCCCUUCACUGCAUCUACGUGAAAUGGCAAAACACAAUCGUAAAAAGUGUAGUUUAGGGCUGGAAGCGAUUGACCAGCAAGAAAGAAAAAGGUGAUAAGAAGGUUCUUUCAAUACAGUAAUCAGAGUGUAGCUAGUUAUCAAUUUACAAUAUAGGAGCUUCAAACAUAAAUGCUUUCUUUCUGCACAAUAGCCAAACCAUGCUAACGUCUUCCAAGCCACCAGCUUGUCCACAUUUCAAGACAUUUCUUUGUGGGAAGUUUGACACACAGAAUAAUCCAUAUUAUCAAGGCAGCUUGUUUCUCCCUUUUUAGCAUCGUUAGCUAACAAACUUGGACUUCUUCUUUGACAAAAGCACUGGUCCAGAGCUGAUCUGGAGGAACUGAAGCGACAAACAACGUGAGUCAGGUCGUGUCAGACAAUCAGACCGUAUGUGAGCAUGUAAAUAGUGAGCUUUAACUUUCCAUCUUGGAUGAUUUACUCGUACGGUGUGAGGUGGAAUUUAACAUUUGAAGUCACACCUUGGGCCCCGAGCUUACAAAUGAACUGCUAAUCUGUCUAAAAUCAGCUGUAAGUCUGUUUUGCAAGCGGUUAUGUCUCCACUUAUUCAAGAAGUAGUCUGGCACACAACCCCAACUUGUCAUUGUCGCAAUCAGGUUUUUGUGCAGAGUAAACAAACAAGAUACAUUGUGAUAAGGUUUGUUACCCUUGCAGAUAAACAUCUUUGGGUUAUCAGUCUUCUCCUUUAACUCUGUAAUAAAGCAAACAUCUCCCACAAUGACACAUUAAUAAUGAUCAAUGCACCAUAUUUUGCUGAGAGAUUUAGUUUAAAAUCUUGUCACAUUUUGUUAUUCCCCACAUCAAAUGAAACAAUGAGGAUUUGACUCCCACUCCUCUCUAAGUCAGUAAAUAAAGUUGUUCCAGUAACAUUACUCAUCCUAUUUAACAAGGGGGAUAUUUCACGGAAACUUGUGGUGUAGACGAGAGGCUAUCUUUAGCAUCGUCUCAACCUUAGGUGUACGUGGAGUUGCAUUAAUAAGCAUUAACUCAAGAAGCUUUUCAGUUGUGAGACACAGAUUCUUCACUUUGAUGGAAGAGGGAUUGAUGUCUUUGGGUGAGGAAGAAAGUGCUGAUUCAGAUUCCAGAUCUCCUCAGUAAACAAGUGACCUGCCCGGCCUGCGUGUGUAUGUGUGUGACUCAGAUAUGAGUGUUGCCUCAGUUACCGGUCCACAUCUGCAGCCUUCAGCACAUCGCUGUCUAAAUGUGCUGUUUUCUACAUUUGUUUGUCUUUGAACAAACCUCUGCUUCUCAUACGUCAGCUUUUUCACUCAUCACAGUUUCUCCGAGACCAAAGAAGUCAGACAUGUCAGACAUGUCCACCAAGGUUCCUCUUUUAAACAUCUGUUUAGUGUCGUGAAAUUAACGUGGUUUUUGUAACUAAAUCUGGAAACUGUGAAGAGAACACAGAGAAAAAAAACAUUCCCCAGCCAGGUUUCACAAUGACACUUGCCUCUCAUGUUCCAAAGUCACAUGAUAAUUUAGAUGCCAGGCAUUUCCCACAGGUGACUGUUUCUUAACAUGCAUGUGUCACCUGGUGAGUUGCUGGAGCUCUAUGCUUUAGUUUCAGUGUCUGAAAUAACAAGACGGUGAUUUCCACUUAGUAAUUUGUCACGUGAUUUACGGGAAGGGCACCUAGAAAAUAAUAAUAAAAGCAAUGAUGUCUUUCUA